CGGAGGAGUAGCGCCUCUGCCUCCCGUUUCUCCUGGCCGCCCACGCUCCUUCUUCACACCCGUUGCGACUCCGUGCGGAUGUAUCCACUGGUUUGGGUUUCCGUCUGUUGGGACGGCCUGCGGGGAGACGGAGAGCAGGGAAGGCCGUGUGUGGGAGCCGCGGCGUGGAGGUGGCACCGAGGCGUUGGCCGCUUUUAUCCUAGACAAUAAGAAGUGUCUCGGCUUCCGCAGAAGUGAGAGGAAGAAAGCCCAAAACAAAAAGAGCCAAGAGAUUCCUUGAGAAAAGAGAACCGAAACUCAGUGAAAAUAUUAAAAAUGCUAUGCUGAUUAAAGGGGGCAAUGCAAGUUCAACAGUGACACAAGUACUUAGAGAUGUGUAUGCACUGAAGAAACCAUAUGGAGUUCUGUAUAAAAAGAAAAAUAUUACAAGACCGUUUGAGGAUCAGACAUCAUUGGAAUUUUUUUCAAAGAAGUCAGAUUGUUCUUUAUUCAUGUUUGGCUCCCAUAAUAAGAAGCGGCCAAAUAAUCUAGUAAUAGGUCGUAUGUAUGACUACCAUGUGCUGGAUAUGAUUGAAGUAGGUAUCGAGAAGUUUGUCUCCCUUAAAGAUAUUAAGAAUAGUAAAUGUCCGGAGGGAACAAAACCCAUGUUAAUAUUUGCAGGUGAUGAUUUUGAUGUAACAGAAGACUACAGAAGGCUAAAAAGCCUUCUUAUUGAUUUCUUCAGAGGCCCCACAGUAUCAAAUGUCCGUCUGGCUGGUUUAGAGUAUGUUCUGCACUUCACUGCACUGAAUGGGAAGAUUUACUUUCGAAGCUAUAAGUUGCUGUUGAAGAAAUCUGGCUGCAGAACACCUCGGAUUGAAUUGGAGGAGAUGGGACCCUCAUUGGAUCUGGUUCUGAGGAGGACACACCUAGCAUCAGAUGACCUUUAUAAGUUAUCUAUGAAAAUGCCCAAAGCCCUCAAGCCAAAGAAGAAGAAAAAUGUCUCUCAUGAUACUUUUGGUACAACUUAUGGAAGAAUUCAUAUGCAGAAGCAAGACCUAAGCAAACUACAAACCAGGAAAAUGAAGGGGUUGAAGAAGCGACCUGCAGAAAGGAAAGCAGAACACCAGGAGAAAAAAUCAAAGAGAAUUAAAAAGGAUUGAUGGAA
Messenger RNA from Lagenorhynchus albirostris (white-beaked dolphin), 1147 nucleotides. RefSeq names its product ribosome production factor 2 homolog (gene RPF2). The record is from RefSeq and is a predicted model, not a curated record. Gene Ontology annotation, molecular function: rRNA binding. The transcript has 10 exons. Bases 321 to 1142 code for a protein of 273 amino acids. Lineage: Eukaryota; Metazoa; Chordata; Mammalia; Artiodactyla; Delphinidae. Gene Ontology annotation, cellular component: nucleolus. Gene Ontology annotation, biological process: maturation of LSU-rRNA from tricistronic rRNA transcript (SSU-rRNA, 5.8S rRNA, LSU-rRNA); ribosomal large subunit assembly.